This is a messenger RNA of Coffea eugenioides, 886 nucleotides long. RefSeq names its product transcription factor TCP11. Gene Ontology annotation, molecular function: sequence-specific DNA binding; DNA-binding transcription factor activity. Lineage: Eukaryota; Viridiplantae; Streptophyta; Magnoliopsida; Gentianales; Rubiaceae. Gene Ontology annotation, cellular component: nucleus. Bases 83 to 772 code for a protein of 229 amino acids. The record is from RefSeq and is a predicted model, not a curated record. The transcript has 2 exons.
CUCCUGCUUAUAAAAAUGCCUCUGGCUUUUCAGUAGUGGGGUCAUCAGAAUCCCUCUCAACUCAGCUUCAUAGGGCUCAGAGAUGGUCCUCCAUCCUCGCACCAACGGCUCCCAUUCCCAGGCUAAGGACAACGUCCCAGACCCUGACCUCUCUGCCACAUCCCCCGACCUCCAACUUCUCUCUUCCGUAGCCGCCGCCGCCGCCGACGACGACGACCCCAAUGCCAGCAGCCUCUCCAUCAUCGAGCAGCAACAGCCUGAGCAGUCGGUGCCUCCCAAAAAGCCCAAGGACCGCCACACCAAGGUGAAUGGCCGGGGCCGCCGCGUCCGGAUGCCGGCCCUCUGCGCCGCCCGCAUCUUCCAGCUGACCAGGGAGCUCGGCCAUCGUUCCGACGGCGAGACCAUCGAGUGGCUCCUACGCCAAGCAGAGCCUGCCGUCGUCGCUGCCACCGGUUCGGGCACUUUCCCCAAGACCAUGGUCACCAGCGUCGGGAGUCUCCCACCGUCCCACCUGAAUGUGUCGACCUAUGCGACGGUGACCAGGGUGCAGCCAUCGGCUGUGGUUAUCCCCGGCAUGGGGGGCUUUUUCGCGGUCCCGCCACCGCCCAGGUGCAGGUUGGACCUGCGCCAGCCACCGCCGACGGAGUUAAGCGGUGGGAUCAAUGCGUACAGCCAGAUGCCGUAUACGGCGUUGCUGUUGGAGCCGUCCCCUAGGGGAGAGGAGCAUGCUGAGUCAUCUGCAAAAAAUCGCGAUGAUUUUUGGCACCUCUGAAGCCUGAUCUAUGACAUUUCCAUAGAUGGACGUAUAUACCUACCCCGUAGCAGCAUAUGCUUUCGCUGGGGGGUGGGGGUUAGGGUUUAAGUUUGUGCUUCCUUCUUUUUCUUU